Sphenostylis stenocarpa is the source of this 2085-nucleotide messenger RNA. Lineage: Eukaryota; Viridiplantae; Streptophyta; Magnoliopsida; Fabales; Fabaceae. The record is from the annotation of a GenBank genome assembly.
AUGUUCGAAGCUCCGAGCAGUCGCAGAUCCUUUGUUGAGUGUGAACUCUACGCAGCUUCAGUAAUUGCCCUAGUGCUUGAAGUCUUGCUUUCUAGUUCUAGUGUUGGCAUUGAGGGGAUCAUUCAUGAUGCAUGUGGGAGCAUGCCUUCCUUUCUUGAGGAUAAGUCCAAGUUCUCUGUACUUGGUCUGUGUGGCACUGACCCUACUACUAGUAAAAGUUUGAUGAAUGAGACGGAGUAUGACAAAAAGAAGUUCUCUGAGUAUGGCAAUGCUUUGGAAGAGGGAAGUACAGACAGAGAGAAUAACUGUAGGAGUUGCUGUUGCUUCCGGUUGGAUGGUUCAUUGAGGAAGAGUAGCCAAUAUGUUCGUGGAAAGUGUAACUGGGUCCUGCUCACAUUUGAUUCUCCUAUGCAUAAAGAUGUAGGAAUACACAGGCUACCAAAUCUGCAUCACAUUCAUUGGAAUGGACAAAUUUUGUCACAAUAUGAUGUUCACGUUAUAAUUUAUGAAACGCCCUCUUAUGGCACUCAUCAUUUCUCAUUAUGUCAUUUGAGUUCAAAUGAGCAAGCUAAAGUUGCUAUUAAAAAUCCUAAAUGGAUCGAGGAGCUUCAUAAUAAGCAGCAAUUCAUUGAUUUGGAUGCAGUUAUUCUGGCUAUUAAUUGCACAGCUGCUGCUAAAAGAAUUUUUGAGACACACUUGGGCUCAAGAUCCUUGAGCCGGUUCUCCAUACUUCCCAUGCUUGUUGUUAUAGGGCAUCUGUUUUCCAUGUUUUUGGCUUCCUUAUCCACCAUGCUCUAUGUUAUUCUCCAGUUUUUCAAAACACAUUUUAAUUAUGAUUCAGAGUCGUGGAUGUGUGUGACAUCAACAAAUGUAUUCAAGAAGACUGCUUGGAUAAAUAUGCAAAUCCGUUUUCAGAUAUUAUAUUGCCCAAUCUUUCUUCAGAAGAAUGACCUCAGGGCACAAUCAUGUGUUGAAUAUGUAGAGAAAGCUGCGAUGCGUAGGCAUUCUAUGUGGUCAACUUUGGUUGUCGAUAUUCUCCUUGGAAACUUGGUUGGCUGGACAUUUUUAUAUCAUGCAGAACCCAUUUGCCUUUCAGUUUUGAACUUCAUGCAUGGAUUUUCCACAUUUCUGCGCUCUGGGUGUGUGUGGUUAAUGGGAAACCCUGCAGGAUUCAAAUUGAAUGCUGAGCUUGCUGGAGUACUUGGCAUGGUUUCUUUGAAUGCUGUCCAGAUAUGGUCAACACUCUGGAUCUUUGUGGGUUUCGUCUUUAAUUAUAUUAUUCAAGGGCUUUCUGUUUUAGGAAUCCUUUGUGGAUUCACUGUACCUGCUGCUUUGAUCAUAGACAUGAUUGCUCUAGCAACUUUACAUGUUUCAACACUACAUUGGUUCAUUUCACUUGUAUAUUCAUCACAGAUACAGGCGUUGGCAGCCUUGUGGCGACUUUUCAGGGGUCGGAAAUGGAAUCCUCUAAGGAAGAGGUUGGAUACCUUUGAUUAUACAGUGAAGCAACAUAUUGUUGGAUCUCUAUUAUUUACGCCACUUUUACUUCUUUUACCAACUACUUCUGUUUUCUAUAUAUUCUUUAGUAUCGUGGACACAACCAUUAACCUUGUCUGUCUACUGAUUGAAGUGACUAUAUCAAUUAUUCAUGCUACCCCUUAUACCAAGAUAUUUCUUUGGUUGGUGAGGCCAGGAAGAUUCCCUUCUGGAAUAUGGCUUGAAGUUAUUGGUUGUCAGAGUAACAGUAACCUUUCUCCACCAAUUACUGAUUUUAACAAUGAAAUGACCUUAUCCAAGGAAUCUUUGCAUCCAAAGGAUCUCAAUAGAGAAAAAUCUAGUAUUCUAGUUUCAGUUCUCCACAGCAACUACAUGAGCAUAGGGAAAGUUAUCUUGCCUCACUACAAAACUGUAUUUUUGGGAGUUUCUGGGUCAUCCAUCUCCAAAGUGGCUUAUGGAAUCCUCAUUGGGCAAAGAAUGCCAUCUAUGCGUGGCACCCUUCUACCUUCAGCAAUGCCAUGGACGUCCAUGUCCUCCAGAGAGUAUUGGCGCCUUUGUCAUGAUUCACUUAUUGCAUGCUUCAGAUGA